This is a messenger RNA of Drosophila biarmipes, 924 nucleotides long. Its product is annotated as nurim homolog. The coding region runs from base 79 to 840 and encodes 253 amino acids. Lineage: Eukaryota; Metazoa; Arthropoda; Insecta; Diptera; Drosophilidae. Gene Ontology annotation, cellular component: nuclear membrane. The record is from RefSeq and is a predicted model, not a curated record. The transcript is spliced from 2 exons.
AUUAGCUCAUCCAAACGUUUUCAACAGCGUUUUGUUUUAUUUCAUAAAUAAAACUUCCCACCGACUUUCUUGACAAACAUGGCCUCGUUUGUCAAGUCCAUAGUGCUCCUGGCCUCCUUGGCCACCUUUGCGUACUCCCUGUACGUGGUGGGGCUCCUGAUGCUGUUCCUGUCGACGCCUCGCUCGAUUUCGAAGGCCCACACCUGGAUUUUCAAUUUGCUGGACAACAAGUCGCGCCUGGAGACCGCCUAUGGACCCGUGGUGUUCGACACCCUCUACCUGAUCGGAUUCAUCUUCCAGCACAGCUUCCUCAAGUCAGCGCUGGUCAAGAAACUGCUGGCCAACUUGGGCUUGUCGGGGGCCGAGCGUACUAUUUAUAGCCUGACGUCAUCGCUUUGUUUACAUUAUUUGAUUGUAAACUGGCUGCCCGCAAAGUCGAUUGUCCUGUGGCAAGUCAACGUGGACGAGAGUGCUCCCCUUUGGUGGACCUUUGUCGUCACCCACGGUGUCUGCUGGGUGGUGAUCUUUGGCGGCACCUUGGUGAUGGAUCUUCCGGAGCUGCUGGGCAUCAAGCAGGCCUACUAUGAUCUGAAGUCCUAUGGACCGCCGCUUAACUACAAAUCAAAGGAACUGCGCAAUCUCUAUGCCCAUGUAAGGCAUCCCUCGUUCGUUGGCCUUUCGGUCAUCCUGUUCGCCACCAAUGUUAUGAGCGUGGAUCGCCUGGUCAUGGCACUGCUGCUGACCACCUACAUGUACCUGGCCUGGUCCACGGAUCAGAAGGAUGUGGCCUACCAGAAGCUUCAGCUGCAGCGCAAGAAACUCGAACUGAAGGCUCAGUAAACUUAAUCUCCCUAAUGUUCUCACUAAGAAUAAGUAGUAAUGUGACACGAGUUUGUAUUAAAUAAGAGUUUUCUAACACUUUUA